GAUCUCUGCCGUUUGUUUCUACAGGAACUGCUGAAUCCCCCCCGAGAUCGAAGUUCAGAGGUGUUUCCUGUGGAUAAGUCAUCCGUAACAAUCCUGCAGCCGGAUGUCUCGCCACAUGCUGCCCGGCUCCGCACGGAGAUGCAAUUCCAUUAAAGCAAACACACCAUGGCAGAACAGGAGCCGACACCAGAGCAGCUGGAGGCGCUGGCAGCGGCCAACAAGGAGAGCGAGAGCAGCGUCAACUACAAGCCUCCGGCCCAGAAGAGCCUCCAGGAGAUCCAGCAGCUGGACGAGGAGGACGAGAGCCUGCGCAAGUACAAGGAGGCGCUGCUGGGCAAGGUGGCCACCGUGGCAGAUCCCAGCGCCCCGAACGUGGAGGUGACCCGCAUGACUCUGGUUUGUGAGACGGCUCCACAGCCGCUGGUCCUGGACCUGAAGGGAGACCUGGACAACUUGAGGAAGAACCCGUUUGUGCUGAAAGAGGGAAUCGAAUACCGGAUCAAAAUCAACUUCAAGGUCAACAAGGACAUCGUGUCGGGCCUGAAGUACACCCAGCAGACAUUCAGGAAAGGAAUCAAACUGACUCCGUUGGUGACGAGCCGGUUCCUAACGACUCCAUCUCUCCUGCACAGUGGACAAGUCGGACUACAUGGUGGGCAGCUACGGGCCCAAAGCGGACGAGGAGUACGAGUUCCUGACCACCGUGGAGGAGUCCCCCAAGGGGAUGCUGGCCCGCGGCACCUACAACAUCAAGUCCAAGUUCACCGACGACGACGAGCACGACCACCUCUCCUGGGACUGGAGCCUCACCAUCAAGAAGGACUGGACGGCCUGAUUGCCCCCCGCCCCCCCCCCUCUUCCCGUCUGGAUCACGUAUCCGUUGAAGCCUUUCGCUCUCCGUCCAUCGGCGACCCUCUUCCAGCUCCCUUUCUUCCUCUUCUUCUAAAUUCCAAUCACUUCCUCCAUUCCUCCCGCCGCAGCGCGUUCGCUCGUUGGCCCUUCUUACGCAUCGAAUCUUAAAAAAAAAAAAAAAAGGAGAGAAAGCAACAAUGUGCCCAAUCCAGAUUUUGUGGUUAUGGUUUGUUUUUAUGAAAGUAAAAAAAAUCUAUAGUCUGUAAACUGCUUUUGGGAAAAGUGAUAAACUGAUUCACCCUGCCCGUCAA
This is a messenger RNA of Pseudoliparis swirei, 1163 nucleotides long. RefSeq names its product Rho GDP dissociation inhibitor (GDI) alpha (gene arhgdia). NCBI's taxonomy places the organism in Eukaryota, Metazoa, Chordata, Actinopteri, Perciformes, Liparidae. The record is from RefSeq and is a predicted model, not a curated record. Gene Ontology annotation, biological process: Rho protein signal transduction. The transcript is spliced from 6 exons. Bases 166 to 1020 code for a protein of 284 amino acids. Gene Ontology annotation, cellular component: membrane; cytoplasm; cytosol. Gene Ontology annotation, molecular function: protein binding; Rho GDP-dissociation inhibitor activity.